AUGCCGGCCACUCUCCAUGGCAAUGGGUCUCUGGUCAUAUUCGACUUUGGCAUCGAAGUCGGCGGCAUCGUCACUCUGAAUUAUACUUCCUCAGGCAGUGGAGCAUUAGGUAUGGCGUUUACAGAAGCCAAGAACUGGAUAGGCGAGUGGUCAGAUUCGUCCAACGGCGCAUUCAAGGGUCCUGAUGGGGCACUGUACGCAAACUUCACGCAGGCUGGAAAGGGCUCGUAUACAAUGCCAGAUGAAGCCUUGCGUGGGGGUUUCCGAUACAUGACAGUGUUCCCGGUCACGAAUGAGUCUAUCAAGGUUCAGAUCCAGGAUGUGAGCUUGGAAAUUGGCUUCCAGCCGACGUGGUCGAAUUUGCGGGCCUACCAGGGCUACUUCCACUCAAACGACGAACUGCUCAAUCGAAUCUGGUACAGCGGUGCCUAUACACUGCAAACCAACUCGGUCCCAGCCAACACCGGUCGUCAAGUCCCAAUGUUGCAUAAUGGAUGGGCCAAUAAUGCAACUCUAGGCCCUGGCGAUACUAUCAUUGUCGACGGGGCUAAAAGGGACCGUGCAGUUUGGCCUGGUGACAUGGGAAUUGCUGUUCCGUCUGCUUUUCUCAGUACAGGCGACCUGGAGAGUGUCAAGAAUGCUCUCCAGGUGAUGUACAACACGCAAAGCCGAGCCGAGUCGAAACAGAAUACAGCGACAGGUGCUUUUGACGAAUCAGGGCCACCGCUCAGUCAGAAGAACUCGGAUACCUACCAUAUGUGGACGAUGAUCGGGACCUACAAUUACGUGCUAUUCUCCAAUGAUACCGACUUCCUUUCAACCAACUGGCAGAAAUAUCAAGCCGCUAUGGACUUCAUCUAUGGAAAGGUGGAUGGAAAGUCGGGAUUACUGAUUGUCACUGGCACCCGCGAUUGGACGGGAGCACAGCUGGCUGCUUGGGCAGAUAGCACGAGUUCUCUCGCAGACACGUGGAACACCAGAGCAGAGAAUCUCAAGAAGGCUAUCAAUCAGUACUGCUGGGACGAUACAUAUGGGGCGUUCAAGGACAAUGCCACGGCCACGAGUCUUCAUCCCCAGGACGCAAAUAGUAUGGCAUUGCUUUUCGGCAUUGUCAACCAGACACGCGCAACAGGUAUCUCCGAGAGGCUGACAGAUAAUUGGACCCCAAUCGGUGCAGUUGCACCUGAGCUUCCCGAGAAUAUCUCGCCAUUCAUUUCGUCGUUCGAGAUCCAAGGUCAUUUUGCUGCCGGCCAGCCCACCAGAGCGCUCGAGCUCAUUCGGCGAAGCUGGGGGUGGUAUCUCAACAGUCCCAAUGGCACGGAGAGCACUGUCAUUGAGGGGUACCUCACCAACGGCACCUUUGGCUACAGGUCCAGUCGCGGUUACUCAUACGACGCCUCCUAUGUCUCGCAUGCACAUGGGUGGUCUGCAGGGCCAACGUCUGCCCUGACCAACUACGUCGUUGGUCUUCCCAUUACAUCGCCUGGAGGGACGACUUGGAAAAUUGCACCGCAAUUUGGUGAUCUCAAGUUUGCCGAGGCUGGAUUUACAACAUUACUGGGGAAGUACAAGGCGUCGUGGGAGAGAAAUCCAAGGGGAUACACGCUACAAUUCUCAGUUCCUCACGGGACAACGGGAAACCUCACCUUGCCAUUUGCGACAAGUCCAAAGAAGCCUUCCAUUAAGAUCGAUGGACAUGACAUCAAAAGGGGUUUGGUAUAUGAACAUGAAACUGCAACCAUCACAGUGACUGGAGGAGGAUCACACCUUGUAGUUGUUAGAUAG
Messenger RNA from Aspergillus viridinutans, 1785 nucleotides. Its product is annotated as putative alpha-L-rhamnosidase B. NCBI's taxonomy places the organism in Eukaryota, Fungi, Ascomycota, Eurotiomycetes, Eurotiales, Aspergillaceae. Gene Ontology annotation, biological process: carbohydrate metabolic process. The transcript has 3 exons. Bases 1 to 1785 code for a protein of 594 amino acids. The record is from RefSeq and is a predicted model, not a curated record.